This is a messenger RNA of Pipistrellus nathusii (Nathusius's pipistrelle), 1911 nucleotides long. Lineage: Eukaryota; Metazoa; Chordata; Mammalia; Chiroptera; Vespertilionidae. The record is from the annotation of a GenBank genome assembly.
AUGGCGACGCAGCCCGUGUCCCGGAUGCUGCGGCGGGUCCUGAGGUCCAGUGUCCGGAGCUGCAGCUCAGGGGCUCCGGUGACGCAGCCCCGACCCGGGGAGCCAUCCCAGUCUGCGGCGGAGGAGCUGUCCAGGCGGAGGCAGUUCCUGAGGGAGCACUCGGCCCCCUUCUCUGCCUUCCUCACCGAUGGCUUUGGCCGCCACCACAGCUACCUGCGGAUCUCCCUCACCGAGAAGUGCAACCUCAGAUGCCAAUACUGCAUGCCUGAGGAGGGGGUGCCACUGACGCCCAAGGCCGACCUGCUGACCACAGAGGAGAUCCUGACCCUGGCGCGGCUCUUUGUGAAAGAAGGUGUCGAUAAGAUCCGGCUAACGGGUGGGGAGCCGCUCAUCCGGCCCGACGUGGUGGACAUCGUGGCCCAGCUCCAUCGGCUGGAGGGGCUGAGGACCAUCGGCGUCACCACCAAUGGCAUCAACCUCGCCCGCCUGCUGCCUCAGCUCCAGAAAGCUGGUCUCAGUGCCAUCAACAUCAGCCUGGACACGCUGGUGCCAGCCAAGUUUGAGUUCAUCGUCCGCAGGAAAGGCUUCCACAAGGUCAUGGAGGGCAUCCACAAGGCCAUCGAGCUGGGCUACAGCCCUGUGAAGGUGAACUGCGUGGUGAUGCGCGGCCUGAACGAGGAUGAGCUCCUGGACUUUGUGGCCUUGACCGAGGGCCUCCCCUUGGACGUGCGCUUCAUAGAGUACAUGCCCUUUGACGGUAACAAGUGGAACGUCAAGAAGAUGGUCAGCUACAAGGAGAUGCUGGACACCUUGCGGCGGCAGUGGCCGGAGCUGGAGAAACUGCCCGAGGAGGAAUCCAGCACGGCCAAGACCUUCCGCGUCCCUGGCUUCCGAGGCCAGGUCAGCUUCAUCACGUCCAUGUCUGAGCACUUCUGUGGGACCUGCAACCGGCUGCGCAUCACAGCCGACGGGAACCUCAAGGUCUGCCUCUUUGGGAACUCCGAGGUCUCCCUCCGGGAUCACCUGCGGGCGGGGGCGUCUGAAGAGGAGCUGCUGGGGAUUAUCGGGGCCGCUGUGGGCAGGAAGAAGCGGCAGCAUGCAGGCAUGUUCAGUAUCUCCCAGAUGAAGAACCGGCCCAUGAUCCUCAUCGAACUGUUUCUGAUGCUCCAAGAUUCCCCACCAGCCAUUCCAAGCGUUUCCUCUUGGGACCCACUCGGCGUUCAGGGUCUGAGACGCAGCGUGCGUCUCUCCAUCCAGGGGGCGACCCUGUGGAAGGGCUGCCGGGUGCCCCAGACGCCUCCCCUCGCGCAGCGGGGGCUGGGGGCUGACUCCCCUCAGAGACACUACUCCUCCCACCCGGACUCAGACGCCAACCCAAAGUGCCUUAGCCCCGCGUCCCGGGCUCCUGCCGCCCACUCAGGAUCGCUGCCCGCCUCGGACCAGCUCACCCACGUGGACACGGAAGGCCGGGCAGCUAUGGUGGAUGUGGGUGGAAAGCCGGACACAGAGCGAGUGGCCGUGGCCUCCGCCGUGGUCCUCCUGGGGCCGGAGGCCUUCAGACUCGUCCAGGAGAACCAGCUAAAGAAGGGAGAUGCCCUGGCGGUGGCCCAGCUGGCCGGAGUCCAGGCCGCCAAGCUGACCAGCCAGCUGAUCCCCCUGUGCCACCACGUGGCCCUGAGCCACGUGCAGGUGCGGCUGGAGCUGGACGGCGCACGCCACGCCGUGGUGAUCCAGGCCUCCUGCCGGGCUCGGGGCCCCACCGGGGUGGAGAUGGAGGCCCUGACCUCAGCCGCGGUGGCCGCCCUCACCCUGUACGACAUGUGCAAGGCGGUCAGCAGGGACAUCGUGUUGGGGGACAUCAAGCUCAUCAGCAAGACGGGGGGCCAGCGGGGCGACUUCCACCGGACCUAG